GUCGGAGAGAGAGAGCGACGUCACAGAGAGUAUGAGUAAAAGUGGCGUAAAUGCGAGUAAAAUGUCUGUUCAGUGGCGUUGACUGGCAUUCCCUCCCAAACUAGCGAUACCUCCCUCAGAAGUGGAUGCCCACCAGCGAUGGACUCAUACAUCUAUACACUGAAUAACCCGAGCAUUCAUUGCGUGAUCCAAGAGAAAGACCAACUGAUCUGUCGUCAGACCAAAGAGAUCGACGACUUGCAGAAAGCCAACCAAAUGCUCGCCAAAGACAACGAUCGGCUCAGAGCUGAUCUCGACUUACAGAAGAAGUUGUCCGAAGCGCUCGAGAAGUUUAAGUACACUCUCGAGAGACAUGUGGCGGUACUCAAGGACUACGACAAGAAUCGGUGGUCACUGCCGGACGUCGAGUCCGAGGUCCGAAUCUGGGAACACGAGUACCUCAUGAUCAGGAAGAUGCUGGAGAAGAAGGAACGGGAGGAACAGGCGUUGAUUAUGGGCCCCAACGGCUGCGUCGGUGGGAACGGCGUUCACCCGAACCCUGUGGCCACGAAUCAGCCGAACAGCGGACAGACACCACCGAAACAGCGGCGGUCGGCGCCUAAACCCAAGACCGUGGAGGUGGGCGCCGAUGGGACGGCCCUCAAGCGAUAUGUCUGCGAUUUUCCCAACUGUUCCUAUCGUAGCAAUUGGGCGCACGAUCUCAAGGGCCAUAAGCGGAAGCACACCGGCGAGAAGCCGUACACCUGCGGUUGGCUCAACUGUAAUAAGUCUUUCCGCGAUCUCCGGGACCUAAAGCGGCACCAAAGGGCUCAUACGGGCGACAAGCGGUACAGUUGCGAUUGGCCGGGCUGUGAGUACCGGAGCACCGACGUGGCCAACCUCGCCAAACAUAAGCGCACCCACACCGGGGAGCGGCCCUACAAGUGUGACUGGGCGGGCUGUGAGGCGUCUUUUGCUGACGGCUCUCACCUGAGACGCCAUCAGAAGAAACACGAGAAUCAGAUGACGAAACUGACGAAAACGGCGUCACCGUCGUCGACGAAGAAGCGACAGACGCCGGCGCCGCCCAAGACUACCGGCGCGCUGAUUAAGACGCGUCAACAGCCGGGCCGUAGGGCUAAGGGAUCGGGUGUUCGCGUGCCUCUCGAGAUGAAAGUCGGUUUAGCCGCCGAAGACAAGUCCGAUCUGAAGGGAACCGCUUUCGCAGACAAUGAUAGGCCGAGUUUUGCGGUCAAGAGUUGUCCGACAGUUGGCGACAACAACGGUGUGAACGCGAGUGACAGCCAAAGGACUCACGAAAAGAUCGUUGAAUCGGAUGUCGCGUCGAAAACGACAAUCGAAAGGGUGGUCGCCAGCGAUGCCCACGAAGUGAUAGUCCCGGAGCUGAACAACAGAGUCAUUGAUAUGAACAUAAGUAGCGAUCAGCCGAAGGAACAAAUGGGCGACAACUCGAGUCUCAUGAGCCGAAUGGACAUGAAUUCGGGUCCAAUGGAUGAGUCCAACAGACACCGGGACGUGACAUCGGAUCUGAAUGACCAACAGAUGAGUCUCAUGAGUGACGACAACAGACAGUGUUUUGUUAUCACAUCGACAAUGAUGGCCAACACGACACCAAACCUCAACUCUAGUCCACUAACAGAUCCGGCUAACAAAGAGCCCAUUGUUAGGUAUUCAGACAUUCACGGCCUAUGAAUGUAAUUUGUAAAUCAAUUGAAACUUAUUAUACAAUUAUGUGAUCAAGCACACAUUUAAGCUCAACAUUAUCGCCCACCAUUGACCCCCAUUAAUGUGUAUUUCUUAUUUAAAAACAUGAGUUUAUUUUGAGCCAUA
Messenger RNA from Oppiella nova, 1830 nucleotides. The record is from the annotation of a GenBank genome assembly. NCBI's taxonomy places the organism in Eukaryota, Metazoa, Arthropoda, Arachnida, Sarcoptiformes, Oppiidae.